Molecule: messenger RNA, 1392 nt
Organism: Pseudogymnoascus verrucosus
Lineage: Eukaryota; Fungi; Ascomycota; Leotiomycetes; Thelebolales; Thelebolaceae
Exons: 5
Coding region: 1-1392 (463 amino acids)
Biological process (GO): glycoside catabolic process; fucose metabolic process
Cellular component (GO): lysosome
Molecular function (GO): alpha-L-fucosidase activity
Source: RefSeq, a predicted model, not a curated record
AUGAAGCUUUUGUAUACUCUCCCCGCUGGUGCUUGCCUUUUCGCAUGUGCUGUAGCCAGCAAUGCUCCUAAAGCCUACGAGCCAAAAUAUCGCCUUUCCCCUAUCGAUGGCUCCAAGAUUGCAUUACCGACAGCAGAGCAGCUCGCAUUUCAAGAUAAAGAAAUCGGUGUACUCAUCCACUAUAACAUUGCCACUGACAUCGGCAGCGACGGCUGCAAUUAUGACCCAAAGCUUGUGCCUGACCAAGCUCUGUUCAACCCUGCCUUGAUAAAUACUGAUCAGUCGAUGGAAAGAAUCACUGCUCUAGGUGGGAAGUAUGCCACGCUUGUGGCCAAGCACAACUGCGGAUUCACGAUAUGGCCGACUAAGUCGCCUGCCCAUGGAGAGAGUGUUGUCGAGAGUUUUGUAGAGUCGGCCCAAAAGUACAGAAUUGGACACGGCUUCUACUACAGCGUUGUAGUCAACAACUUUUUGAACGUACAGAAUGCUGAGGUUCUGAACACCUCCCUGGCAUGGGGACAGGUCGGUAUUAGUGACAGCACAUAUGGCCAGAUUGUAUUCGAUCAAUUAACGGAGUUAUGGACACAGUAUGGAAAUUUGACUGAAAUUUGGCUGGAUGGUGGAUAUGGCUCAACUCAGAUGAAUGAUAUUCAGAGUCUCCUGGAAGCUCAUCAACCUCAAGCUGUCGUCUUCGGUGCUUGUGACAAGAACAGCACUUUUCGAUGGAUUGGGAAGGAAACUGGAGAAGCCCCUGAAGAGACUUGGUCAACAGGCACUACAAGUGAUGGUGGCGAUCCUACAAGCCCUAUUUUCUGCCCGGCUGAAUGUGAUACUACUCUGCAAACUGACGACCGCUGGUUCUUCGGUGUCGACCAACCUCUACGAUCUAUUGAAGAAAUGAUUGAUGUCUAUCACACGAGUGUGGGCCGCAAUUGCGUCUUGGAACUAGAUCUCGCCCCUGAUCGCGGCGGUCUUAUCCCUGCUCGCCAUGCUGCCUGUUACAAGAAAUUAGGUGAUUUCAUUAGGUCCUGUUGUGACAAACCCAUCGCUCCUAAGGACACCAAACCUAAAAAUGAGGCCGGCAGCUAUUCUUUAACUUUCGACUUUCCAACUGUGAUUGAUCGCAUUGUAUUAAUGGAGGAUCAAACGAAUGGUCUAGUGAUUCGAUCAUAUCAGGCCCAUGCCAAGAUUGUCGAUGCGGAGGAAGCCAACGGCACCCUCAAUGUACCCUGGACUUUGGUAUCAAACGGUACCAGUGUUGGCCACAAGAAGAUUGAUUUUUUUGAUAAGGCCAUUACCGUCACCGACGUAUUAGUGAACUCCACAUACGUCGACAUUCCCAAAUGGCGAUCGGUUUCUGUGCAUCUUUGCGGUAGUUUAACCUAUAAUUAG